Molecule: messenger RNA, 1438 nt
Organism: Scylla paramamosain (green mud crab)
Lineage: Eukaryota; Metazoa; Arthropoda; Malacostraca; Decapoda; Portunidae
Product: ribosomal protein S6 kinase alpha-5-like
Exons: 7
Coding region: 664-1284 (206 amino acids)
Biological process (GO): peptidyl-serine phosphorylation; protein autophosphorylation; intracellular signal transduction
Cellular component (GO): cytoplasm; nucleus
Molecular function (GO): calcium-dependent protein serine/threonine kinase activity; ATP binding; calcium/calmodulin-dependent protein kinase activity
Source: RefSeq, a predicted model, not a curated record
AUAGGUUUGCCUGCGUACUGUGCGGAGCAGGCUGGGACAGACCACACAACCAGACGUCAGACACAAGGCACUAGGUUAAAAGGGUGCCAUAAACUGCUGCUUUAUUUAACGUAUUUUGGCAGAACAAGACAGUGACAGGGGCCGUGGUGGGUGCCUGCGUGUGCUGGUGCAAGCUUGGUGCCUGCCGGGAGGUGCCUGCAGUGCCACAAGGGAUAAUAUUGGUAAGAAACCGGCCCACCACUUGUCCAGCCAGCUAAUUUGCACAGUGUGAUGUAACAGGCGGUAACUGUGAUAGUGUUGUUACGUGUCACCCACAACAACAACACAGGGCUGUCAGAUGUAAACAAAGCGGUGGUUUCCUUCCAGCUGGUGAUAAAACUUAUUCUCGCUCUCCCUCGCUCUCCCACGUCACGGAAGCAGUGAUAAGCACACGAGGAGGAAAGCAAUGGCAACCCUCCGAUCCGGCAAGCAAGUUGGCGGCAGCGAUGGCGGUGGCAGUGGUGGUGAGGUGGACGGCAGGGACAGAGGGGCAGUACAGGCUGCGGACAUCAAGGAGAAGAAAUUGAAUUGGGAUGCCUUGCUCAAAAGAAAGUACCUGCUCCCUUUGCACCAAGAAUCAGUACUGAGUUAGAUGUUAGUAAUUUUUCUGAAGAGUUCACUGCAAUGAUACCACAGGAUUCUCCAGCAAUCGUUCCUCCAGAUGUUGAGAAAAUGUUCAAUGGCUACUCCUACGUUGCUCCAUCAAUUCUCUUCACUGACAAUGUCAUCAGCGACAGCAGCAGCCUUUUCAAGAUGUCACCAGACAGAAGACCUUCCACAACCAACCUAUUAUUGGCUUGUAGCUUUAAGGACUCACCAUUUUUCCAAAAAUACGAACUGAAUCUCCGAGAUAAUAUACUCGGAGACGGCAGCUUCAGUGUCUGUCGGGAAUGUGUACAAAAGUCCAGCGGGCAACAACACUUUCCUGUGGAGAUAGUGUCAAGAAGACUAGACUGCCAACAAGAAAUCAAUUUACUCUGGGCUUGCCAAGGACAUUCCAACAUUGUCAACAACCUCCAUGAAGUUUUCCAUGAUGAGGCACACACCUACAUUGUGAUGCAGCUCCUUGGAGGUGGAGAGCUGGCUGCCUCAGAGGAUCAGGAAACACGAGAGGUUCACAGAGGCUCGCCUCGGGCUUCGGUCGUCGUGAGGAACCUGGUGUCAGCAGUUCACUACGUGCACAGGAAAAGCAUCAGUGUUCACGGAGACCUAAAGCCAGACAGGGGUGAAAAGGGUUGGUGUUGAGGAUAGACAGAAAAGAAAAGAAAAGAAAGGAAAGGUAAAAAAAGGAAGUUUUUUUGCAUUGAUUUUCCAUCUGCUUAUUUUAAAGAAUUUAUUGCACGGAAUAUUAUUGAUCUCCAUCAUUUGUAUGGCCUUUAUAAUAAAAAGUAUGAAUUUA